GUGUGCGAGUCUACAUUUCUUCGAAAGUAGGCGGGAAAUGUGUAAUAUCGAGUGUCGAGGCAGAUCUGCUGGGUCGUGUUGUUGGGAUUCCAGCAAUUGUCACUGGAAGCUUGACUGAAGCGGCUGGAGGAAAACUGAUACUCACAUGACUGACCAGUUCCAGCGGAAGAGCAAGGACUGAACAUGGCCUUUGAGGAGAUCAGAAAGAAAGGAAUGAUGGAUGUUCCAGGUGCAGAAGGAGAGGUCAGUCUUGUUGCAGGUCGCAGCCAAAGAGAGAAGAGGCGCUCGUAUAAAGAUCUGUUGAGGGAGGAAGAAGAAAUCGCAGCACAGGUGUGCAAAACCUCCAAGAAACACCACAAGGAUUCUGAGCUUUUCCUGCUAGGAGGAGAUUCCCACAAGAAAAAAAAGAAGCACUCGAGUGAUGAUUACUAUCACAGAGAUCACCACAGCUCUGGUCAGCCUCCUCACAAGAAGAAACGCAAGUCUUCAGACCGUUCGCCCUCUCUGUCCUCGUCGUCCUCUUCUCACCCGUCCCACACCACAGACACUGCCAUGGGUCUCCUGGAGGCCAUCACGUCUCCGCUGGCUACAGGCUCCGAGCCAGCCCCUCACCUCCACAAAAAACCCUCCUACCCUCCACAUGCCUCCUUACACUCCUCCAAAGAGCGCAAGAGGGAAGGCAGCUCCAAAAACAGCAGCCACUCAUACCCGCAUUCGCGUCCGCCCAGCUCGUCCUCAUCUAAAAAACACUCCUCCUCUUCAAAAUCUCUGCUGUUUCAUGGAGGAGCUGCGAAAGGAGAGCCGCUGACGCUCUGUGAAGCUGAAGGCCUGAAGAUGAAGCUCGUUCUUUCUUCAAAAGAGAAAAGUGAAGGUGCAGGGGUGAAUGACUUCCCUGGACAGUCUUCUUCAUCUUCUUCAGGUGUCGCAGGCCAUCUUUCGUCCUCCAGCUCAAAGAAAGGAGGGAUUAAGAAGGAGAAAGACAAGGAAAAGGACAAGAUGAUGUCCAAGCCACCAAAGAAAAAGCAGCACAGCCGAGAGCCGCUGCCUGUCGUGGGGAAAGAGGUGGAGGUCGUGGGUCAUUAUAGCGGGUCUUACGCAGACAUGGGAGGAGAGAGCUCAUCUUCAGGAGGAGAACUAGAGGCUGGAGAGCUGGUGAUUGACGACUCCUACACGCAUCUCUCCAAAAAGAAGAAGAAGAGCAAGAAGAGCAAAAAGAAAAAAGAUAAAGAGCGAGACCGAGACCGAGAGAAAGGCUCCCGAGAGAAGAAACACAGCAAAGGAGGAAGUGGAGGGAAGAAAAGCAGUCAAGGUGAUCAGCCUAGAAGCCACUCCCACACUCACAGCUCAUCCAAUCACAGCUCUGCUGGUGGCAUGUACCCUAUGGCCCCGCCCACCUCAUCGCAUCAACAUCAAAGCAUUGAACUAAUUGGUGAGAAGAAAAAGAAAAAGGAGGAAAAGGAACGAGACAAACAUGACAAGGACAAGCCGAAGAAGAAGAACAUGACGGCCUAUCAGGUGUUCUGUAAAGAGUACAGGGUCAAUAUCAAUGCAGAGCAGCCUGGAUUAGUUUUCGGGGAGCUGAGUAAGAAACUUGCAGAGGUGUGGAAACAGCUGCCUGAGAAAGAUAAACUGGUUUGGAGACAGAAAGCUCAAUAUCUCCAGCACAAGCAGAAUAAAGCUGAAGCUAUGACCGUCAAGCGGAAAACCUUAACAACCUCAGACAGUAAAACUAAAGGCUCCAGUAAAGCGGUUAGUUUAGGGACAGGUUUGGCCCUUCAGGGCCGCUCGUCUCUGGGCAUGUCUUUGUCUCCAGCUCGAGUCCCUGAUGUGGAUCCAAUAGAUGCAGCAGCUCACCUGCAGCUGCUGGGAGAAUCGCUGUCUCUGAUUGGACACCGACUUCAGGAGACGGAGGGGAUGGUGGCGGUGUCGGGCAGUCUUUCAGUUCUGUUAGACUCUAUUUUAUGUGCUCUUGGUCCAUUAACCUGCUUAACAGCACAAGUUCCACAACUCAACGGCUGUCCACGCAACAUCCUGUCAAAUACUCUGGACAACAUCGCUUACAUAAUGCCUGGACUAUAAAUCUUUUUAAAGGCACUUUUAAGAGACUGGGUGACAUUUGGACACAUUCCCAGAACACAGGGCCAGACAAAGUUGUUGUUGUUUUUUUUUUUUAUUACUUUUUUGAUGGACAGACAUUCUUAGUCUAUGACAUGUUUUUAAAAAUAGUAUUUAAAAUGUUAGUCUUUUUUUAAUGUUGUAAAAAAAAGAUAUGCUAUUUUAGAGACGACUUUUGAGGUUUCUCUUUUGUGUUUGUGUCAGCGUCUCAGUGUCUGUGCUAAGAUCUGUUUGUGAGUGUGGUCUAAUUCACAUGCUUUCAUAAUGUCCAAAACAUUUUUGUUUGUUUUAUACAGAUAUGUGCAGUUUUCAUUUUAGGACCAAAUGCUAUUUUUUUCUAAUUUAACAUUGAGUUAAUUUAUAUCAGCAGCAGUUUGACUGCUCCGCCAUUGUUUGAUGUCUUACAUAUUGUAUUUUUGUAAUGUAAAUGUUGUAAUAAUAAUAAUAUUAUAGUUUUCAACUUUUAGCAUGUUUACAGGACAAGCAUGUAUAAAAUCAUU
Messenger RNA from Danio aesculapii, 2615 nucleotides. It is a transcript of the gene hmgxb4a, whose product is annotated as HMG box domain containing 4a. The record is from RefSeq and is a predicted model, not a curated record. The transcript is spliced from 13 exons. Lineage: Eukaryota; Metazoa; Chordata; Actinopteri; Cypriniformes; Danionidae. The coding region runs from base 184 to 2079 and encodes 631 amino acids.